AUGUGGAGGGAGUGCAUGGAAAACUUGAAUUAGGGCAUUGUUACGGUUUUCUCUCACUAGAACAAAACCUUAGCCACCAAUGGGAGACCCGGCCACGCCGCCAGCAUCAGAACUCGCAGCGAUGGCCAUAAUCGACGGCGCAUCUCUUAAGCAUCCAUUUUCAGACAGAGUCCCGGUCCGAUCCAUCGUGUGUCGUCCCGAUGGCGGAGCUGGACUGGCCGGGAAUCGAGUCCGCGCUGGUGGGUGGGUGAAGACCGGGAGAGAGCAAGGGAAGGGCUCCUUCGCAUUCUUGGAGGUGAACGACGGGUCGUGUCCAGCCAACCUUCAGGUUAUCGUGGAUGCUGGUGUAGAAGAUCUGAGCACGCUUGUGCAGACUGGGACUUGCGUGUCCGUUGAAGGCGUGCUUAAGGUCCCUCCUGAGGGUACAAAGCAGAAGAUUGAGCUCCGUGUUGAAAGGGUGCUCCAUGUAGGCCCCACCGAUCCUGCAAAGUACCCGAUUCCCAAAACGAAGCUCUCUCUUGAGUUUUUGAGGGAUCAUAUUCACCUUCGGCCCCGAACUAACACGAUUUCUGCAGUUGCUCGAAUUCGCAAUGCACUUGCUUUUGCCACACACUCUUUCUUUCAAGAGCAUGGUUUUCUAUACGUUCACACCCCCAUCGUCACCACAAGUGAUUGUGAAGGUGCCGGUGAAAUGUUUCAAGUUACUACCUUGAUUAAUGAAGCUGAAAAGCUGGACAAGGAGCUGAUUGAGAACCCUCCUCCUACAGAGGCUGACAUAGAAGCUGCAAGGCUUACUGUUAUGCAGAAAGGUGAGGUUGUUGCUCAACUCAAAGCUGCCAAGGCAACCAGGGACGAUAUUAGUGCUGCAGUCGCAGGACUAAAAAUAGCCAAAGAGGAUCUCUCAAGGCUGGAGGAAAGAGCUAAGCUUAAACCUGGUAUCCCUAAAAAAGAUGGCAAGAUUGAUUAUGCUCAGGAUUUCUUUUCUCGUCAAGCUUUUUUGACCGUCUCUGGCCAACUUCAAGUUGAAACAUAUGCCUGUGCUGUCACUAGUGUCUAUACAUUCGGACCAACCUUUAGAGCUGAGCAUUCUCACACUUCAAGGCAUUUGGCUGAGUUUUGGAUGGUGGAGCCUGAAAUAGCAUUUGCUGAUCUUCAGGAUGACAUGAACUGUGCAGAGGCAUAUGUGAAAUAUAUGUGUCAAUGGCUACUCGACAAGUGUUUAGAUGACAUGGAACUUAUGGCAAAGCUUUAUGAUAAAGGUUGCAUUGAUCGUCUAAGAAUGGUUUCUUCUACCCCUUUUGAGCGUAUUUCUUACACAGAAGCAGUGCGACUGCUAGAGGAGGCAGUGAGGGGUGGUAAGGAGUUUGAGAAGAAUGUGGAAUGGGGGAUUGAUUUGGCAUCCGAGCAUGAAAGAUACUUGACAGAGGAGAUAUUUAAGAAGCCUGUAAUUGUGUACAACUAUCCGAAAGGAAUAAAAGCUUUCUACAUGAGGCUUAAUGAUGAUUCAAAGACAGUGGCUGCUAUGGAUAUCCUUGUACCAAAGGUGGGAGAAUUGAUUGGUGGAAGCCAAAGGGAGGAGCGCUAUGAGGUUAUUCAGCAGAGAAUUGUUGAGAUGGGACUGCCGCUUGAGCCAUAUGACUGGUACCUUGACCUGAGACGUUACGGGACUGUAAAACAUUGUGGAUUUGGCUUGGGCUUUGAGAGGAUGAUACUUUUUGCCACUGGAAUUGACAAUAUCAGAGAUGUCAUCCCAUUCCCCAGAUACCCGGGCAGAGCAGAUCUGUGAUAUUUUAGUUGAUAGUAUACACAACAAUGUUUUCACUUUGCCUAUAGAAUUCAACGGUCUGUUCUGCUCUACUUCCCAACCUAAAUUGUUUGGUUUUUGAUGCAGACCUAAUUUGCAAACUCAAAUCAUAGGUGGUGAGGUUUUCUUGUUUUGUAAAACGUAUUUUAUGCUAUAUGGUCAACGAUGCUGCUUGAGAUUUUCUUCUGGCGAUA
Molecule: messenger RNA, 1998 nt
Organism: Populus euphratica (Euphrates poplar)
Lineage: Eukaryota; Viridiplantae; Streptophyta; Magnoliopsida; Malpighiales; Salicaceae
Product: asparagine--tRNA ligase, cytoplasmic 1-like
Exons: 6
Coding region: 80-1786 (568 amino acids)
Biological process (GO): asparaginyl-tRNA aminoacylation
Cellular component (GO): mitochondrion
Molecular function (GO): asparagine-tRNA ligase activity; nucleic acid binding; ATP binding
Source: RefSeq, a predicted model, not a curated record